Molecule: messenger RNA, 2778 nt
Organism: Entelurus aequoreus (snake pipefish)
Lineage: Eukaryota; Metazoa; Chordata; Actinopteri; Syngnathiformes; Syngnathidae
Gene: ankzf1
Product: ankyrin repeat and zinc finger peptidyl tRNA hydrolase 1
Exons: 16
Coding region: 258-2423 (721 amino acids)
Molecular function (GO): protein binding
Source: RefSeq, a predicted model, not a curated record
AAAGAAUGUCUCCUAGAUAUGUAGUCAUUUGCUAGCUAUUGUUUUAUGUUCGAAUUUAGAUUAAUUCAAAUGCACGUGAGCCCUGAUGACUAAGCUCAGUUGUAUUUCCUAUUUUAUAUACCAGGGGUCGGCAACCCAAAACGUCGAAAGAGCCAUAUUGGACCAAAACUACAAAAAACAAAUCUGUAUGGAGACUCAAAAAAUGAAAAGCCGUAUGUAAGUGUUAUAAUGAAGGCAACACAUGACGUGUUGACACGAUGAAGCCGGCAGCGCCAGUGACCGCUUGCUCCAUAUUUGACCUGUGCUCCCAGGAUGAUGUAGUAACAGGACUGAGGGAAGUCAACUGCUUCCUGAAACAGAGUGCCAAUGCAGAGCCAGAAAAGUUGGAGGAUAAAGGGUCGGCGGUUGUCAGAGAGGUCUCGGACAAGAUGGUGUGCUCGUCCUGUAGGUGCUCUUUUAUUAACCGUGAGGAACAGAUGGAGCACUACAAGCUGGAUUGGCAUCGCUUCAACUUGAGACUGAAGAUAUCAGGAAUGCCGCCGGUCACCACCGAGGAGUUUGAGAGGAAAACUGGAGAUGGAGAUGUGUCUAGUAUCUCGGGUUCAGAGUCUGACUCUGAGGAGGAAGAAGGAUCAGAUAUGGACCACAGGGAAAGGAACUGUAAUGCCGCUGGUGUGGAUAGUGCCAACUCAGAGGAUGCCAGUUUGAUGACUGCUCGGCUUUCCAGUAAAGUGUUGUUCCAGAACUCAGAAGGACAGUACUUGUCUUUCUACCGCUGCAUUCUACAGGGAAAAUCAGAUGAAGAGCAAGACCUGGCCUCGUCUUUGAAGUCCAUUAACAAGAAGACACUGUGGAUAAUCCUCAUGACGGGGGGAGGCCAUUUUGCUGGUGCAGUGUUCCAGGGAAAAGAAGUCCUACAGCACAAGACCUUCCAUCGAUACACUGUUCGUGCAAAGCGGGGCACCGCCCAAGGACUGAGAGAUUCUCAAAACCGCAGUCACACACCUAAGUCUGCAGGAGCCGCUCUCAGGCGAUAUAACGAGGCAGCGCUUGUCAAGGACAUUCAGGAUCUUUUGGUGACCUGGGGUGAGCACCUGAAGGAAGCGUCUGCCGUAUUUGUACGAGCCCCAAGCUACAAUAAAGCAAUCUUCUUUGGCGGCCGUACGAGUCCGCUGGACAAAAAGGACUCCAAGAUCCGUAGCGUCCCCUUUGCCACACGCAGGGCAACCUUUCGAGAAGUACAGCGGGUACACCAUGUGCUUUCCACAGUUCAUGUUCAUGGGAAGGACACUGACAUGUCUACCUUUAGCAACGUACCAAAAAAGCCAUGGAAGAAGACUGUCCAGCCUGCAGCACCACCUAAGGUGGACCAGGAGGAAGCACAGGCUUGCGAUAGCAGCUCAGAUAAGGAGCAAGAAGGUGAGAUUCAGCUCGUCAUGAUGGAAUUGACCGUGGGAAGUCAGCAUCUCAAGGAGUUUGAAGUUCAACCCUCCAGACAGAAUAGAAGAAAGAGGAGGAAACAAAAAAAGAAGGAAGAAGAAGAGGACACGGCAGAGCUCAGGAACACCGAAAUGGACGACAAAGACAAGGAAGAAGACACAACUCAGCGGACACAAUCAAAGAUAAAGAGUAGGGGGAAGAACAAUUCAGAAGAGAAAAAUGUGAAUCUAGUAGCAGGGGAUGACUACUGGGAGUACAGCAUGAGAGAUACCCUCUUCACAGCCUGCAAAGUUGGGGACGUGGAUGCCCUGUGCUCACUCCUCCAUCUUUCCGGAAAGACCCUGGAGCUGUCAGAGGGCGACGCCACGGAUGUUUCCGGUCCUUUAAGUCUUCUUAAUAAGCGCACUGACUCUUCAGGGUUCACUUUGCUGCAUGUUGCAUCAGCAGCUGCUCAGAAGGCAGUCGUCAGGCUGCUGCUGGACGCUGGAGCAGACCCCACAUUCAGUGACAUAAAAGGGCAGACGCCAUAUAAUGUCAGCCCCGACAAGGAGACUAGGAAUGUAUAUCGGAAAUACAUGGCUGACAAUCCUGACAAAUAUGACUACAAUAAGGCGCGGAUACCUGGGCCAUUAACACCAGAGAUUGAGUCUAUGAAGAUGGAGAAGAAGAAGGCUCAAAAGGCGCUGAAAAAACAGCGGGAAAAAACACAGAAGGAUGAGAAGAGGAAACAAGAGCUGGAAGAGAAGGAAAAGAAGAGGUUUGCUUCUUUAUCUGACCGAGAGAAGAGAGCUUUGGCAGCUGAGAAGAGGUUGGCACAACAAGUUGUGGCAUCAGUAACCAGUUUAUCGAACGUCAAGCGGUGUUGGCAGUGUGGAGAGUCUCUGCAGGGCAAGACCCCAUUCCAGUACCUUGAUUUUUCCUUCUGCACUCCUCGAUGUGUGCAAGCACACAGAAAAGCUAAUGCUCCAUCUGGAAAAAGCUAACAGGAAGGUACCACCCCUAAUUGGACUCUUAAAACGGCUGUCUUCCAUUGUGUAAAAAGGAAAAGUAUGAUUGCUUAUGGAUCUUUGUAGAUCACAGGAAGUGCUCAUUUAAAUAGCAUCUGCAUUAUAAACAUUCACUCUUACCCUUUUUGAGCACAUUCUAAAUAGCCAUUAUAUAGCACUUUUGGACUGGAAAUGUGCUCAGGCUGUCACAUUUAAAAAUUACAAAGUAAUCUCUCAAAAAUAUUACAGGAACUGGAUCAGAAAAAAUCAUGUUAUAAGAAUAGCUGUGUUAAUAUGGGGGAGAGGGAAAUAAGCCAUAAUAUAACAGGAAUAAAGUUUUAUUUUCAUUGAG